Molecule: messenger RNA, 3105 nt
Organism: Momordica charantia (bitter melon)
Lineage: Eukaryota; Viridiplantae; Streptophyta; Magnoliopsida; Cucurbitales; Cucurbitaceae
Product: RING/U-box superfamily protein
Biological process (GO): rescue of stalled cytosolic ribosome; protein ubiquitination
Molecular function (GO): ribosome binding; ubiquitin protein ligase activity
Source: RefSeq, a predicted model, not a curated record
CCUCGCGGCUUUCCGAAUCCUUCUUCGCUUUUAAGAACUCUCUGGGAAAUUGGGAAUCCGUCUCGUGCUUCAUUUCUCAAACCCUAGGCAUUGGGAAUUCUCUGAUUAUUCGCCUUUUCAACCUUAAUCUGAUAUAAUUUCUGGUUCUUCGAGUCCGAGAUUCUUCAUUGCUGAAUUGCCCUCUACCUCUAGGAUCAAAUUGAAUUUUUCUCCGUCCCGGAAUCGUUGAGAAGAAGACAGGAAUGGACGAUAGCUGUGCUGUGUGUGCCGAUACUUUGGAAUGGGUUGCCUAUGGUUCUUGUGGGCAUCGGGAUGUCUGCUCCACCUGUGUUGCUCGACUUCGAUUCAUUUGCGGUGAUCGCCGCUGUUGCAUCUGCAAGUCGGAGUCCGCCGUCGUGUUCGUCACUAAGGCCUUAGGAGAUUAUACAAGGACGAUUAAUGACUUUACAGUCUUUCCUUCUGAGCCAAGGGAAGGCCGAGCUGGAUCCUAUUGGUAUCAUGAAGACACACAAGCAUUUUUCGAUGAUGUUGACCACUACAAGAUGAUAAAAGCAAUGUGCAGGCUGUCAUGCAGCGUCUGUGAUAAGAUAGGUGAAGAUCAACCAAAUGAUGGACCAAAGCGGCGAGGAAAAUUUCGGAACAUCGAGCAGUUAAAGGGUCAUUUGUUUCAUCGACAUAAGUUGUUUAUGUGCAGUCUUUGUUUGGAAGGAAGGAAGAUUUUUAUUUGUGAACAAAAGCUAUAUAGUAGAGCACAGUUGAAUCAGCAUAUAAACACUGGUGACUCUGAGGUGGACGGAAGUGAGAGUGAGAGAGGUGGUUUCACAGGGCAUCCUAUGUGUGAAUUUUGCAGAACUCCUUUUUACGGAGAUAAUGAGCUGUAUACCCAUAUGUCAACUGAGCAUUAUACAUGUCAUAUAUGCCAAAGGCUUCAUCCUGGACAGUAUGAAUACUAUAAGAAUUAUGAUGACCUAGAGAUCCAUUUCCGACAAGCCCAUUUUCUUUGUGAAGAUGAAGCCUGCCUUGCUAAAAAGUUUAUAGUCUUCCAAUCUGAAGGAGAAAUGAAGAGGCAUAAUACUAUUGAACAUGGUGGCAAGCUAUCUCGAUCAAAGCGAAACGCUGCUUUGCAGAUACCAACCAGUUUUCGGUAUCGAAGAAGUAAUGAGCAAGAUAAUCGCCGUGGUAGACGGACAUUUCGUCGGGAUUCCUCUGAUGACCUACUUUCUUUAGCCAUACAAGCAAGUUUUGAAACAGGCAAUGCUGAUGACACCAAUCAUGACCCACUGCCUUCAUCAUCAUUUUCUAGUGGACAAGUAGCCUCGGAUCAGGGAAAUAUAAGCAACAUUGAUCCCUUAAUUGAACCAUUUGAAUCAUUGGCAACAACAGAUCCUGAAUCAGCUUCUAGAUACCUUCAAGCCUUGGGUCACUCUAGGAAUUCACAAUUGGAGCAAUCAUCCUUUCCUCCCCUUUCAACAGCACCUAGCAGCAGCCAUCCGAAGCCCAUGCAUGACAAAGAUGCUUCGCAAAAUAACAGUAUGGCAGCUCAUCUUCGCCGCCAGAGGAAAGUGACUGUUCUGAAUUCUGCUCAAGGUUGGCCAAAAUCAGGUCGUGCCCCUGUGCUACCAUCAAAUAACUCAUCUCAAGCUUGGCCUGCAAUAAAUGUUAAUCAUGCAGCAUCAAGCAGUUCUGGGCAGGCUAAAGGUGUUGUCACUAUCAGUAAUGGCCCUUCAGUCUCAGGAUACUCGAAUUCUGCUCAGAUGCAUGGGAAGGCUCUAUCUAGUUCUUCGAGUGGAUCAAGCAGCUCUGGGCAAACUAAGGGUGUUGUCACUAUCAGUAAUGGCCCUUCAGUCUCUGGAUACUCAAAUGCUGCUCAAGUGCAGGGGAAGGGUCGAUCUAGUUCUUCGAGUGGAUUAGGUAGUAGCAGUCGGAUCAGCCACUCUGCUUCUGCCCCUAGUCUUACCGACAUUGCCUAUGCCGAACCCUCAGUUAAUGAUUUCCCUCCAGUUUCUGCAGCACAGGCACGGAAGGCGCCCUCAAGUAGCCAGAGUUCACUGAACGUGGAAGAUGUCCAAACAGCAAACAAAUCUCUAGUUGAAAAGAUACGUGCUGCUCUCGAUUUCGACCAAGAUAGAUAUGCCGUUUUUAAAGAUAUAUCUGCACAAUAUCGUCAGGGUCUGAUUGAGACGCAAAUGUAUCUUGAUUGUGUGCAACAAUUUGGUUUGUCACAUCUUGUCCUUGAGCUUGCUAGGCUCUGUCCUGAUGCUCAGAAACAGAAAGAACUUGUGGAGACCUAUAAUGCUAGUUUACAAAAAGAUGUGAUCCAAGAAAAUGGUAGGGCUCAAGAUGGUAUUCAAAUCAAAGACAAGAGCAAGGGAAAGAAAGGUAAAGGGAAGUAUAUAGAUGCUAAAGACACUAGUUCCAAGGAUAAAUUAGCAGAUAGUAUCUUGAGUAGCGUUCGGGAACUGCAGUCAAAUUUCAUGCCUUCAGAGGAAGAGGUGGAGGUAUUAUCAAAGGGUGAAUACCGUGCUGCGAAAGGAAAAUCAAAGUUAUCAUCUGAUGAGCAGCAAGGUGGGACGGGAGGCCAGAACAGUCAACCGUCCACUGGUCUAUCAAACCAAAACAACACCGGGGAUGGGGGUGGGGGGAGUAAGCAGAAAAAGAAAACCUCCAAGUUCCAUAGAGUUCGCUUAGGCGAUGGUUCGGUUGCUGCUCUUUUAGACUUAAAAAACCCCAAUCCCGCUUCAGACCCAGAUCCAGUAGAAAGAAUAGAUGACAACAAUUCUGGGGGUGGGGUGCCUGUCCGUGGCGUCUGGCGAAACGGUGCUCAAAAGCUCUUCUCAUAGCAUGAAUCGGGUAAAUGGUGUAACAUUUUGUGGAUAUAGAAGCAACAGAAUACGAUCGAACUGGCGACCGGAUCUAUACAUCCGGCCAGAUGGGUUGAAGGAUGGUGAAUUUUGUUUGCAUUGGUAUUAAGCUGUCUGUAAUUUGGCAUGCUUCAUAUUUUGAGUUAUCACUUUGAUAUCAAAUAGUGUGGAUAUAUAAUAUGUUCCUUUUGUUUGAGGUUGGAGCAUGAAGAAAUUUCUGAUAUUUAGACCUCACUCGAGUGUA